Messenger RNA from Brassica napus (rape), 2793 nucleotides. Its product is annotated as putative defensin-like protein 270. The record is from RefSeq and is a predicted model, not a curated record. Lineage: Eukaryota; Viridiplantae; Streptophyta; Magnoliopsida; Brassicales; Brassicaceae. The transcript has 2 exons. The coding region runs from base 90 to 314 and encodes 74 amino acids.
UUGAAAAAUUCAUCUAUAUAAACAACGAUCAUUCUUAGAUUAUUAGCUAUACAAAAAAUAAACUCAAAAGUAAAACCUUUUAUCAUAAGAUGAAGUCUUCAAAAUUGCAUUUUGUUGUUCUUCUCAUCAUCAUUUCUUUCAUUCUUAAUAUUCAAUCUGCUAGAAUUCUCGAUGAUUCAUCAAGCGAUUGUGAAUUCAAAGGACCUUGUCAAAAGAAGACAGAUUGUUACGAGAGAUGUGGAGUAGGAAAACCACCCUUCAAAAUUGCUUUGUGUGAACCUUAUGGAAAUUCACGUGUAUGUUGUUGUAUCUAAUUAUUAAUAGCCUCAUUUGAUAGAAGUUAUGUCUUUUAGUUUUAUCUGAAAGAAAAUAUAUAUAGCAAUAUGAUAUGCUUACACAUAACUACAUUUUUACUUACACUUUGGAUGUAUUUCAACAUAUAUCAAAUUACAUAUCUUCAAUAUAUGGAGGGUUAUAGAUAAAUCAAAUUAUGGAUGAUUCAUCAAGCAAUUGAUAAUUAACUAUAAAAAAUAAUAGAUAAUCACAUUUUAAUAAUUUAUUUUAUUGGCUGGUGGGGUGAUUUAGAAAUUUUUUUUAUCAGAUUUAGUAUAAAAUAUUAAGCAUUUAUUAUAAAAUGCUUAAAUUUUGACUAGUCAAAUUUAUUUAUUUAUUUAAAUUUGUGUUCUAACAACAAUAACACAUCAGCUGACAACACAUUUUGCUAAUGAUUUAAUUUAAAUCUAUAAGUAUAGGAUUAAAUGUAAAUUGAAGGCUCGAUAAAUAGGCGUCUGAGUUUGGCAGACCGAUUUUUCUUUCUAUCAACAGUGAUCCUUGGGAUUAUAGGUUUUUGGACUUUGGCCAACUCUUUAUGUUUCUCCUUUCGUUGGUGAAAUUUUAAUGGUGCGAAUGGUGAAAAAGUAUAAUUGGAAUAUUGAUCUUAUUCUCACAAUGAAGUUGAUUUAUGUAUUAGAUCAAUUAUGAGUUCUACGGAAACACAUGGUAUAAAAAGUUGAUAUGAAUGCUACUUUUAGAGGCGGUUCCAUCUGGGUGGCGUGUGAUCGAAGAGGUAUCCUACUAUUGGAAAUUUUUGGUCCUUAAAAAAAAAAAUUGUACUUACUCGUGGAUGUUUCACUUACUUCUGAAGUUCCGUAGAAAAGCUAUUCAUUUUAACCUUUAAUGGAAGUUGGAAAUGGCUCUCAAUUUAUUUGGUGGAAUCCUUGGACGCUAUUGUUCUCUGUAAUAGAUUUCAUAGGUUUUUCGAGUGCUGCCUCUAUGGGGAUUUCAUUGCCCUCUCUUGUAAAUGAGAUCUCGUCUGGCGUAGGUGAAACUAGCAUGGAGUUAGAUGAUAUGCUCAAAUUAACUUUUAAGCUACUCUCUCAAAUAAGAGGUUCAUUGUAGUAUUUUAGGAUUGUAUCCAGAGAGACUCGAUAUUUCACACAAUAGACUUUAGCAUCAGACUAUUCUAGGUCAAAUUAUAUAAAUCAGUAAAAAUAACAUAACAGGGUGAAUAACGUAGUUGUUCGAUUGAUUGAUGAGUUGUUUGAUGGAAGGAUGGUUGCUAGACUUAGGGUUUCAAUCAGGUUAUCAUGACUCUAUCGUUAGAUGCUAAGGGUUGAUCCUAGAACUCAAAUUCAUAUAAGCCAGUAAAUCAGCUCUCGCAUGUGCUUACUAAUCAGAUGCUUGGAACCAUGUGAUUCCAGCUCUUGCAUGCAAACUUAUGAAUGAGCGUCGAUCGAUACUAUAGAGUGAGUUUCGAUUGACACUUGUUCCAAACAAGCGUUAAGAACCAAUUCGAUUUGUUCACCAAGUUAUCUAAACCAGCUUUUGUGUGCGCAUAGAAACCUAGCUCAGCAAGAUUCAAUUCAGGUAAUAGACUAGCUCUCGCGUGCGCCUAACUAUCCUAUGAUCAUGUAUCUAGUUAAUUAAUUUUGAAACAAGCAGUAAGAACAAUCAUAUUGAAGAAUCUAUUUAAACACCCUAGCGUAUCUAUAUUUCAGAAGAACAUCAAAACCAUAGAAAAUCUAGAUCUUGGAUGUGGAUCUACUCAGACAUGAUAGUUGUCAUAGAAAAUCAUAAACUGAAUAGAUAUAAAAUAGAUAAAACCAAAUAAGAAACAAAAGGGGUACCAAGAGGACUCUGAAUGAGUUCAUUUCUUCUCUCCUAACCUAGAACAAUGAAUAAAAGAAAAUGUAGCCGUCAAAAAUGGCUUAGAAAACACAUAAAUAAGAUUCUGAGUCGUCCAGGGGUAUUCUAGUAACUUGUGGUAACUUCUGGGCAUAAAUAGGCCAUGAAAUAGGCUCAGCCCGUCUUGUAGGAUCACCGUCAAGAGACAGCAAGGCUGUGUCGUCGAUCGACAUUCUUUCAUCUCCUCGGCAGCUUCAUCUCGCGAGGCUGACAGACCACUCUUCAGUAAAACGGUCAUAACUUAUGCUAUAGGAUGUUGAUUGACCUCAAACCAGUGGAAUUGGAAAGCUAACUCAAAGAUAUAUCUUUUUAAAAAAUGAUGGGCUCAAUCUCACAGUGUUAGGUCUCCUCCCAUAGCUAAACAUCUGACGCGUCAGUGCAGUUUUGCACCUCAAAAGGCUCCAAAAUCACUAAAGUUUUCCAAAACGUACCUGAACCUGAAACACUCUAAAACAUACUCCAACCCCAUAUAAUAUAUUCUAAAACAUUGAUAUACCAUGGCUAAAAAUGGGUAAAAUCCAUGGUAUAUCAUUAGAUUACAUCGGCAUUAUCAACGGCUCGCAUUCCUCUCUGAGCAAUCUUUAACAGCAAUUGUGGACUAUCUUGUCU